Messenger RNA from Homarus americanus (American lobster), 7492 nucleotides. RefSeq names its product anaphase-promoting complex subunit 1-like (gene shtd). Lineage: Eukaryota; Metazoa; Arthropoda; Malacostraca; Decapoda; Nephropidae. The transcript is spliced from 21 exons. Gene Ontology annotation, biological process: protein K11-linked ubiquitination; metaphase/anaphase transition of mitotic cell cycle; anaphase-promoting complex-dependent catabolic process. Bases 125 to 6121 code for a protein of 1998 amino acids. Gene Ontology annotation, molecular function: molecular adaptor activity. The record is from RefSeq and is a predicted model, not a curated record. Gene Ontology annotation, cellular component: anaphase-promoting complex.
CACGCCUCCCGCCCGUCACUCACCGCUGCUUCACCUCAGCUGGUUGAUAACAUUUGAACGUCGCUCGUCUCAACAACACACAUAAGAGUAAGCAAAUCUGGAUGGUGUGGGUAAACCUAGCAUCAUGAUAUCAUGUGGAGACGCCCAAGAAUAUGUUCCUUUUGGGCGGGAAUAUCUCGGCUAUCACCCAGGAGAUGUGGGACUGCCUCCACCACGACCAAAUCCAGCACCUCCACACAUAGAUCUUUUAAGACAGCUCGAUACAGUCUCCAUUAAUGGCUCCAAGGAUUGGUGGGAAAUUCGUCACAGCACUGAUGGCUUGACAGAAGAAGAGUUAUAUGUGUGCGGACCAACAGUAGUAUGGUCACGAGGACAAGCUGGGAAUGCAGGGUCUCGUCAGGUCAUUAAGUGUAUGACCUGUGAUUCUUCAGUGCAGUAUGUAAUGUUUGCUACAUUCUACACUUAUCCUGACCAGCCUCCAUUGCUUGGGGAACCUGUCCCAGAGGAGCCAACAGGUGAACUCUUACCUAGUAUCUGUGUCGUGGAGAGUGACAGUUUGAAUGUCUUUACUGAAGAUGGGGAUGACUACUCUGUGGCCUUGCCAUUUCCGGUUCGGAAAGUGUGGCCGGUAAAGUAUGGGAUACUUCUUGAACGUCAGGUUCCAUCAGCUGAAAUAGCGUCUCCAAAACCAGAAGGAGAGCGACUGCCAACAUUCUACAGUUUACUGCAUCCACUAGAUGAAAUAAAUCCUCUUCUCUACAGAGCUGGUUACAGUGGCACUGCUCGACCUGCCUACAUGAGUGACUUGUCUCAACAAGCUGUGUUCAUGUCAACAGAUCCUUCCAUAUGUAUUCUCUACAACUCCAACAACAACAGCCAUACUAUAUGGAAAAUACGUAGAGCAAAACUGGAGGAAAAUAACUUGGUACUUCAAAGCAGUGUUCAAGCCAGUUUAAGUAAUACUCCAGUGUCCUCUGUACUCUCCAACCCUGGGUCAUUUGCACAACUGCAUUCCUAUUCACACAGUCAUUCUCUUUCUCAAAGCCACUCCCAUGUUACUUCUCCUGCUGCUCAAAUAUCUUCCCAUUCACCAACUCCAACAAGUUCUCGUACAAGAUCUAGCAUAUUCCCCAAUAUGCUGACCACGCCGAAGACACAGCAUUCUCAGACACCCAGGAACCAUAUGGCAACCCUCAGCCGAACUCAGUCACCAUCAUUGUUUGGAGGACAGCAUUUAAGGCUAGCUAUGAGUCCUUCUCCAGCUCGAUCACCUGGACCACGCACACCCCGAACAUCACAGCAUACUUUUCUUAAUGAGACCUUAGUUGAGCCAGAACCCUUGGUGCCUGAUAUAUGUUUAGAUCACCUAUGGACAGAUCAUUCACUUGCCCGAGCCACUAAGGCUUUCCUGACAGAGGACAGUGUUGGUCAAAGAUAUCUUUGUUUAAUGCUGUCCCAGGCAGGAAUGCUUCGCUGCAUUAAAUAUGAUUAUACCAAUGAUCAAUCUAGUUUGGUCUUUGGUUCUGUAUGUUCUAUACCUGCCAAAGAUGCAUUACCAAUUAAAGCCCUCAAAAUGAUGAUUGUUGUGGAUGGAAGUAGCAGUCUAUCCCUCUACACAGGUUCUGUCCAUGUGAGUCGUAUUAAUCUUUGCGGAUUACCAACCUUUAACUCCUCACUCUUCAAAGAUUUUUCAUCAUUAAACAUAUCAUCUAGGCUUCAGAGUCCAGCCACUACACCACUUCGUCGAUCAAGUCUUCUCACGUCAAGCAGGCCAACUUCAGCUGCGGAUGCAAAGUUUGAAAUAGGUCUUUCUCCAGUUGUUACUGAAAGGUCCCACAUGGAUGGCUCCUUCAGUGAUGAUCCAAAUUUACCAGUGUCUUCUGCCAUUGUGUCCCUAAGAGAUCCAACUGAUACUCGGGUUACAUUAGAGCAUGCCAAUGGAAAUUUUUAUAGAAUAACUCUCCCUGACGUUACAUCCUCUCCGGUGGUGAAGCAAUCUUUAGCUGCACUCAAACAUGUUCUUCCCCGAGAUGCAGCUCUUCAGUUGGUCAACAAGUGGUAUGCAACCAGGAAUGCCCCAGGGUCUGGUGACUUUUCCCCUCAAGGGGAAUGGACUAUGUUUUCAAUGAUGCUGUUAUCCAUGAUAGGCUAUGACACAGACAAACUAGCUCUAACAUGUCCAGUAGAAGCCUCUGACUCAUGUAGUACUCUUGUGGCUACUAAGAAGUUUCGUGCUGCUGAGAGUGGUUCAGAUAAUGAUUGGGAGUAUAUGUUAUCUUCGUCAUUUCACAUGGCUGCUGGAAAUAGUCUGAGUGAAGUUUUAGGUUUACAGAAAGUUGGUGUGAUGCAAAAGCCAAAAGAAGUUAAUAGGGGUACAGUACAUACAAAUGCACCUCUGUUUUCCCAUUUCCCAUCAAUUCUUUUUGCUCUUCAUUUGGUUUAUGAAGACUUCAAGUUAAAUACUUUACAUUGGGAGUUUUGUAGUUUACUGGUUACAUGUCUGGAUCAACUAGCCUCAGAUUUACGACUUAAUCAGUAUCUCCACCACUAUUGGAGAGAUUUUCCCACUGUGUGCCCUUUACAUGGUCCACCCUCACAGGUACCACUGCAAGAGUCACAAAAGCUGACAUACCCAGGUUACUUCACUGAGAACCCCCCUAAUGUACUAGCUCACUUAUACACAAUAAUGGGAAGCAUUGAACCCGAGCCUUUUCCAUUCAUCCCACAAGUCUGCACUACAACCAAAAACUUGAUUCUGCUAUACUCAGUAGCAGCAGCAGAUUGUGGCUUACAGAAUAUACCCUUGGAGCGAUUUUUGAGGCACAUCAACCCAAAUAAUCCAAAACCAUUUGUGUCAGCUAAUCUGACACUGAAUUUUCAGUUUUGUUGUGAAGCUAUUCCCAAAAUUCAUGAAAAGAUUGUUCUCUUAACAGAUCAACUUGGAUUAACAGUCCGAGACAUUCAACUACUCUCUCCCGGGGUAUCAUUAGUUCUAAUGAAUGCACAGCACAUGUGUCGCACUUGUCCCCCACAGGACUGGCCUGCCUCAGCUUACCACCUUAUCCACAGACCUGAUCUUGUUGCUCACAGGGAAGAAGCUGCGAAAAACGAAAGUGUCAGUGGAAAAAAGUCAAGAGAUCCAUUUAAUAUAAAAGUGAGAAUGCAAGAGGAAAAGAAAGUGUCACAGGCAUCUAAAGAAGAAGAAGAUGGAAUGGAAACCUUGGAUAUGGACAUGCUGGCACUUAGGUGGCGCGAAGAUCAACGCAUAACUGAAGUACAACGCAUGUUUUGCUCGUCCCGUGCCGUUACGAUUAACAUUGUUCAGCGACCAGAAGUAUCAGAUCAUGAUUUCCUUGAAGAACAAGAAAGACAUUUAUAUGCCCUCUGCAUCAGGACAAUGUCACUUCCUAUUGGUCGAGGUAUGUUCACUCUAUUCACCUCUGCUCCAGUAAUUACAGAAACUCUUCCAAUACCUAAACUCAACCUAUCUGGUAGAGCUCCACCAAGAGGAACAACCAUUGAUCUUUCUAAUAUUGAAGUGCCUCCAAACAUGGAUAUGUGGCCACAUUUCCACAAUGGUGUUGCAGCUGGACUCAAAAUUGCUCCUAACUGUGGAGAAAUAGAUUCAACUUGGAUUGUAUACAAUAAACCUAAGGGAUCUUUGGAUAGCCCAACUGAACAUGCAGGCUUUCUCAUGGCCCUUGGACUGAAUGGUCACCUUCGGAACCUUGCAACUGUUAAUAUGCACGAUUACCUAGCUCGUGGACAUGAAAUGACUUGUGUUGGUCUUCUGCUUGGGAUAUCUGUAGCUAAACGAGGAACAAUGGAUAUCCAAACUACAAAACUACUCAGUGUACACUUAGAAUGUCUUUUGCCACCCACAUCAACUGAGCUGGAUGUUCCUCACACUGUUCAGGUUGCAGCCAUAAUUGGAGUUGGUUUAGUCUACCAGGAUACAGCUCAUCGUCAUAUGGCAGAAGUUCUCUUGCAAGAAAUUGGUCGCCCUCCCGGUCCUGAAAUGGAAAAUUCAAAUGACCGAGAAUCCUAUUCCUUGGCAGCUGGGCUUGCACUUGGUUUAGUGCUAUUUGGGAGAGGUGGGGAAGCUGCAGGGUUUACUGAUCUGAACAUUGCUGGAGAACUGUAUCACUAUAUUGAAGGAGGGCAUAAGAAACCACUUUUUGGCAUCCACAAAGAUAAAUAUAAAUCACCAAGUUAUCAAAUAAAGGAAGGUGAUUGUGUGAACAUCGAUGUUACUGCUCCAGGAGCCACCUUAGCUUUGGGGAUGAUAUAUUUUCAAAGUAAUAAUAAAGCCAUUGCAGAAUGGAUGGUUUCACCGAGCACGCCCUACCUAUUAGACCAGGUACGACCUGAUUUCUUGCUCCUGCGCACAGUUGCUCUUGGCCUUAUCAUGUGGGAUGCAGUGAUGCCAACAUCUCACUGGAUUGAGAGCCAUGUGCCUAUGACUGUUCUUACUCAUGUUCAUCGAGGUGGAAAUCACUCCACACCGGGAAUAGAUUAUGAAUCUAUGCAUCAGGCCUACUACAACAUACUAGCUGGUGCUUGUAUGGUCAUAGGAUUGAAGUUUGCUGGGUCUGGCAACAGUGAGGCUUUCCAAAUUUUGUGGAAGUAUACAAGAAUGUUCACCAAUUUCACUAAGAGGAGUGUAGCAGAACUUGCGGGGAAAUCAACCAUAGAAACUUGUCUUAAUGUGAUUCUACUAAGCCUCUCCAUGGUAAUGGCUGGAACAGGGGACCUCGAUGUACUUCGUAUCAUCCGGUACCUCCGCUCCAGGGUGGGGCCGUCUAACUCCACUGUUGGAUAUGGUUCCCACUUGACAAUCCAUAUGGCAUUAGGCUUCCUGUUUCUGGGUGGCGGUCGCUUCUCCUUAGGAACUUCUAACAUGGCCAUUGCUGCUCUCCUCAUUGCGUGUUUUCCCAAAUUCCCAACACAUUCAAAUGAUAAUCGUUAUCAUUUACAAGCUCUGAGGCACCUCUAUGUUUUAGCAGCCGAGCCAAGGCUACUGAUGCCUGUUGAUGUAGAUACUGGAAGACUCUGCCAAGUUAAUGUUACAGUCAGGUUCAGUGACACGCAUCAGUACAAGAAUCAAUCAUAUGAUGCCAUGGCUCCAAUUAUGUUACCAGAAUUAUCAAAACUGUCUCAAGUUAUCAUAGAAGGUGACACCAGUAGCCAUCGUUAUUGGCCCGUCAGGUUUUCUGCACAUAAUAGAACCUGGUCUGUCCUGGAAACAAUAUUAUGUUCGGGGGAAGGCUUAGCAGUUAAGUUAAAAGAUGGUCGUUACCCAUACGGUGAUGCUCCUUCAGGCUUCCAAGUUCAGCUGGCCCACCUGCUCACACAAGACAAGUCUGCUCGUUGGACAAUUAAGGGGUCACUGCUGGAGGAGGUGAGUGGGUGUUCAGCAAGACUUGUUCGCACCCUGGUUGGUGGUUCUUCUCCUGUGCCAUCCUCCUCUUCCACUACCUCCUCCUCCUCUCCUACCUCUUCAUCAUCCAAGGUUUCUUCUACUUUGUCAACUGCUGCCCCAGCAUCAUCUACCAGACCAGAUGAGGGAGAGGCAGCAUUUACUCAGGCAUUAGUUACAAUUAUAUAUGAGUAUCUGUCUGUAGGCAAGCCUCAAGCUAUCACCAACUGGCUAGCAGCUCUACAGGGUGUUAGGCGAGUGUCAGUUCUUAGUCAAAGAGCAGGACUGUUACUGUGGCAAGUUAAAUUAAUAGCCCGUGCUGCUCAUUUCCUUCAUUGCCUCUCUCGCAUAUCAACGGAAACAUCUCCAUCAAUUGAGGAGAACAAUAGCGGAGAACCCAGUCCUCUGGUGUCAGCAGAGCAAGCAUUAUCACUUAAUAAGCGGCUAGAGUUACUUACUGAUACCUGGCUUGAAGAAGUAUGUGAAGAAAUUGUGCGUUACCUGCGAGGAGAUACAGAAAAGCAGUAUUCAGCAAAAUGUGCAUUUACACUUGUAAUGCGAGAUCUUCCCUCUCCUGUUAAUAUUCAAGGGAUUGAAGGAUGCUCAGAUCCACUGUCUUUACUUGGCAUUUUGCACAAAGCCAAGGUACCAGCUGUUGCAAUAUCUGCACUUGCAAAGAUACUCUUCCAGUCUUGUACGUAAUCUUCAUUUCAGUAAGUGUAACAUAUUUUAUUUUGUGAUGUAUCAUUUUAUUCUAAAAUUUUAUAAAAUCAGUAAUAACAUCACUGACAUUAAUUGAUAAGUCAAAACAGUGGUUGAUACACCAAUUAAGCUCUCUUGUUAUUAUGCUUCAUAGUUUAUAAAGUAUAUACUGUACUGUAGUAUUGUACCUUCAUUAUACAUUACUGUAGUGUGAAGGUACAGUAUUACAGUUCAAAGAAUAAACUUCAAGGCAUAAGCUCAUUGAUAAAUGGAGACAUUUUAAGCAUUGUGAGAUGUAAUUUCACAGAUUUAUUGCAAAGAAGUAUUAAAAAAUAACUUUAAAAAAGCCAUUUUGUCAUUAACUGAGGUUUAAAAAAAAAGUACAGUAUAAUGUAAAAUUUUGAAUAAGUUUAAGACCAUUUGGUGUGUAAUGUAAAAUAUGUUUACAUUACAUUGUUGAAUUGCUUAUACAGGUAUUAAAUGUGAGAUGCUGUUAUAAUUUUCUAUACUUUUUAUAAUUAAAUGCUAAUUUAAAUAAUUCAUUUUUAUAAACCCAAGUCUAUUAACUUGAUUUUUAAAAAUCUACAUCUCCAAAAUAAUGUAGAUCACAUUAGCCCACCUUCUGCUAAGAAUACCCAAACUUCCCUUUGAUGAACAAGUACUGUAUCCUUAUAAAAGGUUGGAAUAGCACAGUUGCUCCAGCACCAAAUUUCAAAUUUCCUGCUGUGCCUAGGUUGGUGAGUUUUAGGAAACACAAGUGAUAAACCCAUUAGCCAGAACAACUGGUGCAAAGUUCUUCUGGAGAUGAGAGAUUUCUGGGUAACGAGACAACAAUUCUCUUAAACCUGGAAAAAUCCCACAUCACCAGAAUUUUUCCAGUUACAGUAUCCUGUACUGGGGAAAGUUUUCUGGAAUUUUCCAGAAAUUGCACAUUAUUUCAUCCUUGGAAUUUGCUUCCAGACCCUGGGAAAAUAUUGGAGUGUUAUAAGAAUUUUAUCUCCUCAGAAUUUCCUGCCUGCUCCCCACCCACACAAAAAAAAAUUGAGCUAGUUUCUGGAAUUUUCCCAGAAUUGUUCAGAAUUAGCAUACACAUUACAGUAUUUCAUCCUUGGAAUUUGCUCUGGUAUUUUAUUCAUUAAAAAUAUUUAUCUUCAAUCUUCAUUAUAAAAAAAAAGGUUCUAAAGUAAAGUAUUAUAAAACAUGAAAAAGCAUCAUACAGAAUUUAACAAUUUAUUUAACCAUUUUGUUAACAUUAUGCAAUAUUUAUCCUCAUAAGUUAUUUCUAUAACUAAAUUUCUGAAAGGUUACAGAAAUGUAUAUCAAUUUCUGGAUUUUUGAAGAACAUGAUGCCAAAUAAAAAAUAAAAAAGCA